Megalobrama amblycephala (Wuchang bream) is the source of this 1683-nucleotide messenger RNA. RefSeq names its product TAFA chemokine like family member 3a (gene tafa3a). The coding region runs from base 546 to 944 and encodes 132 amino acids. The transcript is spliced from 5 exons. Gene Ontology annotation, molecular function: receptor ligand activity. NCBI's taxonomy places the organism in Eukaryota, Metazoa, Chordata, Actinopteri, Cypriniformes, Xenocyprididae. The record is from RefSeq and is a predicted model, not a curated record.
GGCGCCAUUUAUCCAUAGCCCCGCGCGCGCAGAGAUCUCCCAUGGGUUCCGAACGGAUGCUUGAAGUGCUGAACACUUGAGAGGCGAGUCGAGCACCUCACCAUCCCUCUCCACACAACACAGCGAGCAGCCAUCCUGAACACAUGACUGCAGCAGCCAGAAGCCCCCACUAAAUAACCACAUGAGAAGGCUAUAAUGGAUAAAGGGAUUUUGCAGAUUUGAACCCUUCGUUAUAAUAACUGCAACUAAAGAUCUCAUCAUCCAUGCUUAUUCAGAUCCGUUCCAGCGCGCAAAGUUCAGACGCAUCUGAAGGAACUUUGGAGAGUGGGAGUUUGAAGGACUCAUCUGAGACUUUCUGAACUGGUGCAGGAAUCGUUUUAAUUUGAUUUGCAUUCUUGUUUGAAUCUGUAGGUGAUGCUUUUCUCGGGAGCGUUUUUGCGCAAAGGGAAAUUAUCAGUCGUUGGCACUGCUGGGGUUUUACUUCUGACAAUGAAAAGCAAAUGAGACGGUUAUCCCUUCACUUUUAUUGACGGCUCAACGACAGGAUGCGGAAGAGGGAACUGCAGCGUGUGGGCAGGAGAUUGCUGCUGUUGGGCAUCUGUCUGCUGUCUCUCUGGGGUCAGCUGAGCCUGGCCUCAACACAUCGCAGCCAUAUUGUGCACGUCAAAGCGGGAACCUGUGAGGUCAUUGCAGCCCACCGCUGCUGUAACAAGAACAAAAUCGAGGAGCGCUCCCAAACUGUCAAGUGUUCUUGCUUCCCUGGGCAAGUUGCUGGUACAACAAGAGCAGCUCCUUCCUGUGUGGACGCUUCUAUAGUAGCACAGAAGUGGUGGUGUCAGAUGCAGCCAUGUAUGGAGGGUGAGGAGUGUAAGGUGUUGCCGGAUCUAAAAGGUUGGAGCUGCAGCACGGGAAACAAAGUCAAGACGACCAAGGUCACACGAUAGUCUGGGACCAAUAUACAUUUGGGAUUAGCAGCAUUUUUUUUUUUUUUUUUUUUUUUUUUUUUUGAUCAAAGCAAUGGAAAUGAAGAUACAUAGACUUCAAACCACUUCACAACUAUUGGGAUCAAGUUGUUGGACCUCUGAAUACUAAUGUCACUUGGAAUGGACCAUUUAAACACAUGGAGUUUUUCUCUUCCCCUUUUCCCUCUUCUACAGUAUUUUCGCUCUGCCAAACUCCCAGUUUUUGUUUUAUAACAGUGUUGGACAAGAUCAUACACCAUGUAAAGUAAAUAUUCCAUAAAAAUCAAGAUGUGGACCAGUUCAGAGACAGUUCUGCAAUUUCGGAACAGUGGAUUACAUUUUUGAAGCGAAUGUGGACUUUAAAGGUUUACUUAUUACUUGAAUCAUACGUUCCAGAGGCACUAAUAUUCAGUCCCUUAUCCUUUGGUGCCAAUAUUUUCUUUCUUCUACUAUGGGCAGACUUUUUGAUCAAUGUGAGGUGUGUGAUUUUUGGGUAUGGUUUUGAGGGCACUCAGCUCCAUUUUGAAAUGGACUUGAGCAAGAGGAAAGUAUAACGAUAAGAAUUACAGGUAUUAAUAAUGGAUGAAAAGUUGAAGUGGUCUACGGGAGCAGCGAAAAAGAAGAUAGCAAAAAGAUUUAUUGUUUGUUUUUAAAAGCCUUGGUGGCCAAUAUUGAGUCAAAGUGUCAGUAUUAUCUCAAAUAAAAGUAUCUCUAUGGGAAA